CCCACUUCCUGUUCCCUGGCCCGGGCCAGGUCCCCUCAGGGCUCAGAUGUCGGCUUCCAGAUGCCCGGACUCAGAGCAGGGGAACUGUCUCUGGGGAAGCCCCAUUCCACUCGCUGCCCAGGCAACACGCUCCAGGCCGCAGCCAUGUGGUCCCAUCUGCCCUCGCCCACUCCCAGGUGGUGGCUGCUCCUCUGGGGAGUCCUCCAGGCUUGCCCCACGCAGGGCUCCGUGCUCUUGGCCCAGCCGCUGCCCCAGAAGCUGAUGUCCCCCGGGUACCCGGAACCGUAUGUCAAAGGCCAAGAGAGCUCCACGGACAUCGAGGCUCCAGAGGGCUUUGCCGUGAGGCUCGUCUUCCAGGACUUCGACCUGGAGCCGUCCCCGGACUGUGACCGGGACUACGUCUCGAUCACAGCCAGUGGAAUGGAUCCCAGUCGGUUCUGUGGGCAGCAGGGCUCCCUGCUGGGCAGUCCCCCUGGUCAGAGGGAAUUUGUGUCCUCAGGGAACAGUUUGCGGCUGACCUUCCGUUCACCCGCCUCUGAGGACAGAACCCCGGGCCUCCACAAGGGCUUCCUGGCCCUCUACCAAGCCGUGGGUAUGAAUCAUAGUCAGCCCAUCAGCCAGGCCAGUGGGGACCCUGAGGCCAUCAACACACCUGGAGACAACUCCACUGAGAUCCAGAGCCACUGCAAAGAGCCCUAUUAUCAGGCUAUGCCCGCAGGGACACUCACCUGCACCGCCCAGGUGCCCUGGAAGCAGACACAGGAAAGGGAGGAGGUUCCUCGCUGUGUGCCUGUCUGCGGACGGCCGGUCAUCCCCAUCGCCCAGAACAGGGAGCCCGUUGGUGCCUCCAGAGCUGAGCUGGGCAACUUCCCCUGGCAGGCCUUGACCAGCAUCUACGGCCGAGGCGGCGGGGCCCUGCUGGGCGACAGGUGGAUCCUCACCGCCGCCCACACCAUCUACCCCAAGGACGGUAUCUUCCUCGGGAAGAGCCGGCGCGCGGAGGUGUUCCUGGGCCACACGAACAUCGACGAGCUGCUGGAGCUGGGCGGCCACCCGGUGCGCCGCGUGGUCGUGCACCCAGACUACCGCCCGGACCAGACCCACAACUUCCACGGGGACAUCGCCCUCCUGGAGCUGCGGCACAGUGUCCCGCUGGGCCCCCACCUCCUCCCGGUCUGCCUGCCCGACCGCAAGGCCCUGUACCGCCCGGGCCUGGCGGGCUACGUCAGUGGCUUUGGCGUGGAGAACGGUUGGUUGACCACGGAGCUGAAAUACUCCCAGGUGCCCGUGGCCCCGAGGGCGGCCUGCGAGGCCUGGCUCCGAGAGAAGCGGAGGACCGAGGUGUUCUCCGGCGGCAUGUUCUGCGCCGGGGACAGCACGCGGCCGCAGAGUGUCUGCCAGGGGGACAGUGGUGGUGCCUACGUGGUGUGGGACGAUCGUGCCCGUCGCUGGGUGGCCACGGGCAUCGUAUCCUGGGGCAUUGGGUGUGGUGAGGGGUACGGCUUCUACACCAAAGUGCUCAACUACGUGGACUGGAUCAGAGGAGUGAUGGGCGGGAAGGAUGACCCCGGGGUGCUGAGCAGGGGCACCCACCGUGGAGCCCAGACGGGAGAGGGUUGGGUUGAGGACUGAACCCUGGGCGUGGGGCGGUGGGAACAGAGAUUCCUAUUCAGGUCACAGCUGCAGCAAACCACUGAGCCAGAGAAAUCCUCCGCGUCCCUCAGCCCCCUUCUCACCCUCCACCUUCCUGCGGGUUUGCGCGCUACACCCACACGUCUCCUCGCUACACCCACACGUCUCCUCGAGUUUCCGCUUUGAACUUCAUCCCCCGGGACGCGGCGUCUCUCUCCCGAGAGACAGUCACCUCAUCCUCCUGCUCAAGUGCAGUGUGGGAAAGUAGUCUCAGUUCAUUUCUGAAACACUUGAAAUCCCCUGUGAUCGACCUUCAAACAGUCACAUAGUCUUGGCUUCACCUCGCACAACUCCUUGGCUGCAAUUAUAGUCACAGCUCUACGUUGUUCUGUAUCUUCUUCUAUCAGGUGCUUCCCGUGUGUUACUUCACCGACUCCUCACACCAGCUUUGCAAAGGAUGAGUUAUUAUCCACGUUUUACCAAGGAGGAAACUGAAACUCAGGGAGAUAAAGGGACUCUUCCAAACCCCACAGCUGAUACAGGACGGCGAAGGCAUGUCCUUUCCAGUACACCUCGACGGCUCUCAGGUGUCCUCAAGACCUACUGUAUCGCCCACUCCCCGAUCCCCGCAUCCUUUUAGAUUCUCCCUCCUGGGAAUUCCUGCCUCGGUGAAGCUGACAGCAGCUGGCUCACACUUUCCUGCUGGCCGCACUCCUGCAGACACCUCGGUGAGCCCAGCCCUGGGCUGGACGGUCCUGCAGGCACCCCCAGAGCUGCUGGACACCCUGGGCCAUGUCCCCAACAUCAAGCACACUGCUCUCCCUGAAAAGACCAACUCUUUAAUUUUUAGUAAGGACUUGAUGUCACAGUAGAAGACACAAGUAAAAUACAGUUGUUCAAAUGGAAAACAUAAAAAGACACAAAUAAAAAACAAUUGUUCAACUGGAAAUAGAAGACAGAUACAUAAAACAGAAGAGAACAAAUUUGCUAGACUUCAAGGUCGAGUUAGCUAUAUGGUUAAAGGUUACAUUUAUCUUUGAGAAAAUAGCAGGAUUCAAAGUUAUACAUACAUGUGGUUUCUUCAAUUUUUUAAACCUAUACAUAGUACAGAAUACUCAAAAUAUUAAU
Globicephala melas (long-finned pilot whale) is the source of this 2760-nucleotide messenger RNA. RefSeq names its product complement C1r subcomponent like (gene C1RL). Gene Ontology annotation, cellular component: blood microparticle; extracellular region. Gene Ontology annotation, biological process: complement activation; zymogen activation. The record is from RefSeq and is a predicted model, not a curated record. NCBI's taxonomy places the organism in Eukaryota, Metazoa, Chordata, Mammalia, Artiodactyla, Delphinidae. Gene Ontology annotation, molecular function: serine-type endopeptidase activity.